AUGGCAACAGCCAAGAGUCUUCCUGAGAUCAUGCAUGCUCUGAAGAUGACCUACCAUGCCCAGUGUUUCAUGUGUGCUGCGUGUAAGAGCCCCAUCAGAAACCAGGCCUUCUAUAUGGAGGAGGGAGAACCUUACUGUGAGAGAGAUUAUGAGAAGAUGUUUGGUACUAAGUGUCAUGGCUGUGACUUUAAGAUCGAUGCUGGGGACCGCUUCCUAGAGGCCUUGGGAUACAGUUGGCACGACACCUGCUUCGUCUGCGCUUUCUGCCAGAUCAACCUGGAAGGAAAGACCUUCUACUCUAAGAAGGAUAAGCCGCUGUGUAAAGGCCAUGCCUUCACUCCCGUCUGAGAGGGAGAGAGGUGGUUCAGACAGGAGACCUUCACUAUUCUCUGAACCCUGAAGACCUGUAGAGUGCCAGUUAAUCGCCACUCCACUGCAAACCAGACAGCAUCAGAUCCUCACUUAUCGCUCAGCUACAGAUAGAUUCAGCUGUACCUCAUCCUUCAACUUCUAUCCUUGGACUUUCCAAAUGCAUCCCGUACUGGCUCCCUUCACUAAGAGCUAAAGGAAUGUAAAUGUUAACCUUUCUGACCUUAACCGCCUAGUUUCUCUACUGUUGUUACUCAUAGCAGGUUACUCUAGCAUCAAAUGUAAUGGUAUAACGAAGUGAGACAUUUUUAGUAUUGUGUGUAGUGUUAUUACAAACGGAGUCAUUUCAAGCCUUAGCUUCUCUAACUCUAUGUAUUGUCAGUGAUAUAUAUAUAUAUAUAUAUGUCAUUCUUCCCUCUGUGAUGGUGGUUAUCACCACCUGUUGUUCACAGGUCUUCCUGUACUCCAGUGUGCGAUGGUCAACUGUGUUUGGGAAAUGCCUAUUAGUCUGGUGAAAUGUCAGGCUCAGCCCCGUCUGAUCUCAACCUCGUUCAUUUCACUUUUAAGUGCCUUUUUAUUUUUUUAACGUUGAACCAACUGUUUAGUGUGUCAUUUUCUGAGAUGUGUUACAUUUAACUGUCGCUGCACCACCGUCCUCAUUUACAGUCUCUGGUCCGUUCGACAACCCUUACAAUUACUGAAGGUAAUGUACGGGGCAACCUUACUGCAGUACUUCAGGUGAUUUUAACGGGGAUCCUUACUGCAGUACUUAAGGAGAUUUUAAUGGGGACCCUUACUGCAGUACUUAAGGUGAUUUUAAUGGGGACCCUUACUGCAGUACUUAAGGUAAUGUACGGGGCAACCUUACUGCAGUACUUCAGGUGAUUUUAACGGGGAUCCUUACUGCAGUACUUAAGGAGAUUUUAAUGGGGACCCUUACUGCAGUACUUAAGGUGAUUUUAAUGGGGAUCCUUACUGCAGUACUUAAGGUAAUGUACGGGGCAACCUUACUGCAGUACUUAAGGUAAUGCAGUACUUAAGGUACUGCAGUACUUAAGGUAAUGUACGGGGCAAACUUACUCCAGUACUUAAGGUGAUUUUAAUGGGGAUCCUUACUGCAGUACUUAAGGUGAUUUUAAUGGGGACCCUUACUGCAGUACUUAAGGUGAUUUUAAUGGGGAACCUUACUGCAGUACUUAAGGUGAUUUUAAUGGGGACCCUUACUGCAGUACUUAAGGUAAUGUACGGGGCAACCUUACUGCAGUACUUAAGGUAAUGUACGGGGCAACCUUACUGCAGUACUUAAGGUAAUGUACGGGGCAACCUUACUGCAGUACUUAAGGUAAUGUACGGGCAACCUUACUGCAGUACUUAAGGUAAUGUACGGGGCAACCUUACUGCAGUACUUAAGGUAAUGUACGGGGCAACCUUACUGCAGUACUUAAGGUAAUGUACGGGGCAACCUUACUGCAGUACUUAAGGUAAUGUACGGGGCAACCUUACUGCAGUACUUAAGGUAAUGUACGGGGCAACCUUACUGCAGUACUUAAGGUGAUUUUAAUGGGGACCCUUACUGCAGUACUUAAGGUGAUUUUAAUGGGGACCCUUACUGCAGUACUUAAGGUAAUGUACGGGGCAACCUUACUGCAGUACUUAAGGUAAUAGGAACUCAGUCAUGUGGAAGUAGUUACUGUACUUACUGUAAUACACUCCCUGUGUGCGUUCCAAAUGGCGCACCCUAUUCCUUAUAUAGUGCACUCACAUUUGUAUGGGCUCUGGUAAAAAACACUAGUGCACUAUAAAUGAAAUAGGUAGUCCCUUCGGGACACAGCCCAUAUUGCACUAGUCACUAUAAAAACUGUCGGACACUCCAUAUUGACCCCAGGGACCCAGAAUGCACCACUUCACAUCAGCUAUGUUAUUAAUUUAGUAAUGUAAAUCAGAAUAGUACACCAUAAAAAAGGAGUAGCGUUUUGAAGCAACACUAUCAAUGUACAGCAUAUGGAAAUAAACGCUGUUUACAGGGCUGGGAGUCAAAUCCAGUUUAAACUGUGGCUCUUGAAUGGAGAAUAAUCUCAUAGCCAAUUAUAUUCUAGAACGUUCUAAAUUCAGUUGGAAUUGACCCCAACUCUGUGAAGGGAUUUGUGGUCGUUUUGUUGUCCUGGGAUUUGUAGUCAUUGUGUUGUCUUGGGAUUUGUAGUUGUUGUGUUGUCUUGGGAUUGGUAGUCGUUGUGUUGUCCUGGGAUUUGUAGUCCAUUGUGUUGUCCUGGGAUUUGUAGUCCAUUGUGUUGUCCUGGGAUUUGUAGUCAUUGUGUUGUCCUGGGAUUGGUAGUCAUUCUACACAAGUGACUGUAUGUAUUGGACCAAAUACUGUAUGGUCUAGGGUUCUAUUCAAUCCCAAUCCCGGAAGUGCAGCGUGAUUGUUCCCGCGUGGGCGGAGACUGCAUUCCUGGUAAAUGAUGUCGGCUCCAUCAACAAAUUUACAUUCAGAGCGCGCAAUCUGUAUAAUGUCAAACGACACAUUGAAUAGAGCUCAUGUCUCACAAGAGACCUGUAAGUAAGUACACUGAACAAAAAUAUAAACGGUUUAAUAUACUGAACAAAAAUAUAAACGCAACAAUUUUAAAGAUUUUACUGAGUUCCAGUUCAUAGAAGGAAAUCAGUCAAUUGAAAUAAAUUCAUUAGGCCCUAAUCUAUGGAUUACACAGGACUGGGCAGGGGCACAGCCUUGUUUGGGCCUGGGAGGGCAUAGGCCCACCCACUGGGGAGCCAGGCCCAGCCACAAAAUAACUUUAUUUAAGACAAAUACUCCUCAGUUUCAUCAGCUGUCAGGGUGGAUGGUCUCAGACAUUCCUACAGGUGAAGAAGCCGGAUGUGGCGGUCCUUGGCUGGUUGGUUGGACGUACUGCCAAAUUCUCUAAAACGACGUUGGAGGCGGCUUAUGGUAGAGAAAUUAACAUUAAAUUCUCUGGCAACAGCUCUGGUGAAAGUUCCUGCAGUCAACAUGCCAAUUACACGCUCCAUUGUGUUGUGGGACGAAACGGCAUUUUAGAGUGGCCUUUUAUUGUCCCCAGCACAAGGUGCACCUGUGUAAUGAUCAUGCUGUUUUAAGCAGUUUAUUGAUAUGCCACACCUGGUCAGGUGGAUGGAUUAUCUCGGCAUUGGAGAAAUGCUCACUAAAAAUGGGGAUGUAAACAAAUUUGUGCACAAAAUUUGAGAGAGAAUCCUUUUUUGUAAGUAUGGAACAUUUCUGAGAUAUUUUAUUUCAACUCAUGAAUCCUGGGACACUUUACAUGUUUACGUUCAUAUUUUUUGUUCAGUAUAUUUAUUUAAUGGGUGUGUUUGAAAGGACUGUGUGUUUUGAAACCUAAUUAUUUUGUCAUGUACUGUGUUCGCUGACUAGUGAGAUUGGUUCACUUCUGAUAUGUACUCAUUUCUACUUUUGUACGUCAACCUCUGCUCCAAGAACAAUAGGAUUAUAAUAACAGAGUACUAACAAAUAUAUAUGUAUUUCACUAUUUGUUAUAUAUUAAAGUAUCGUAUACCAAGUGCCUUCUCAAGCUUUACACACACUGAGCUUUAAAAUAAUUUUUAAAUUCUAACGAAAAACUGCUGUAUUCAUUUGUGUACACGCUCGAGAUGUUUUUAGCGAAAUAAUUGAUAUCUUUGAUCGAGGAGCUGUAUUUGGUAUCAGAACCAGUCAAUCAAUAAAACAUGUCUGUAUUCUUC
Oncorhynchus nerka (sockeye salmon) is the source of this 4098-nucleotide messenger RNA. RefSeq names its product PDZ and LIM domain protein 7-like. Gene Ontology annotation, cellular component: adherens junction; stress fiber; Z disc. Gene Ontology annotation, biological process: actin cytoskeleton organization; muscle structure development; heart development. Gene Ontology annotation, molecular function: muscle alpha-actinin binding; actin binding. The transcript is spliced from 4 exons. NCBI's taxonomy places the organism in Eukaryota, Metazoa, Chordata, Actinopteri, Salmoniformes, Salmonidae. The record is from RefSeq and is a predicted model, not a curated record. The coding region runs from base 1 to 348 and encodes 115 amino acids.